Molecule: messenger RNA, 3693 nt
Organism: Nilaparvata lugens (brown planthopper)
Lineage: Eukaryota; Metazoa; Arthropoda; Insecta; Hemiptera; Delphacidae
Product: host cell factor 1
Exons: 3
Coding region: 466-2205 (579 amino acids)
Biological process (GO): chromatin remodeling; regulation of DNA-templated transcription
Cellular component (GO): histone methyltransferase complex
Molecular function (GO): protein binding; transcription coactivator activity
Source: RefSeq, a predicted model, not a curated record
GGAAAUUUCAGCCAUCUUGCUUCAAUGUGAGUAAUGAGUGUGCUCUAAGUAUUAUUAUAAUAUUUUUAUUUCUUACGGAUGUGAGUUGUCUAGGUUAGUUGCAAACAAUAAUUCGUUAAUUAAUUUAAUUAAUAAUAUUAUAAAAGAUCUAUAAUAUUAGGUAGUUCAAAGUGAUUCGAAAUAAAUCUGUCUCACGUAGGUGGAUGUGGCUUGCCGUACUGCGAUCUCGUAAAACUGAUCGUUUUCGGAGUGUUUGGUGCAUUUGAAUGAUUGUUUAAUCGGUCUAAUUUUGUUCGCUGUGCGAUGUCCAGAUAGUAAGGUGUUUCUGAAUGCUAUGAUAUUCCUCACUCGACUCUUCUAAUUGCAUGUAGUUCCAGGUGCCGGCUCUGGAGGAAAACCAAACCACAAAGAGUGCAGCCAAUCAAAACGAGACAGUUUUAUUGAGGGCUUAGUAGUGAUUCAAAGAUGUCUGACGAAGAGAGUAAAGUGAGUGAGGAGGUGCCUGACGCCACUACGCUGCCCUCGCUUGAAAAGGCGCUCGAUGAACAUGGCGGAUCUGACAAUACUGUCGCCGCCCCCGGCGAAGAUGAAGUCCCCGCCCCCGAAGGCGACGCUGCCCCCCCAACCGACGAUCUCAACAGCAGCUUGCUCGAACUCAAGGAAGAGUUGAUGGACACUAAUCCUGCCCCCGAACAAGCCAAAGAGGAGGAGAGUGCGACUCCUCAAGUCGCCGAUGAGUCCAAAGUAGAGGGCGUGGAGGACGAGACCAAAGUAGAAGGGGUGGAGGCGAAAGACGAAGCCAUGGAUGUUGAGGGUUUGGUGCAGGAUGCAUGCGACGAAGCUGUUGACUCGAAAGAUGAGAAAAUGGAUGUGGAGAAGGUGGUGGAGGAGGAGGAGGAGAAGGAGCAGGAGCAGGGUAAGGUGGAUGAGGAAGCACCUCCUGUUGUAGAAUGUAAAGAUGAGGCAGUUGAAAAGGUUAAGGAAGAUUUGGUUGAGAAGGAAGAGCCAGCUUCUGAAGAGGUGAAGAACGAGGUGGAUACACCACUGAAAGAGGAGGAAGAGGAGGCGGCUGAGGAAGGUGCCAUUGUUGGUGAAGAAGCUGAAGCUGAAGCUGGCGCUGACGCUCCUGUUGAGGAGGCGGAAAGCGGCCAAGUGGGUCAGCAGAAGGAGGAGGAAGAGGAAGAGGAGGAUGUGCCAGUCGAGCAGCAGGCGAAUGAAGAUGUGUUGAGUAACCCUCCUGUUGAUAAGUUGAUUGCAGAUGGUAGUAGUGAGACACUGUCGGCUGGUUCUACUCAUGAAGAGGCCGAGAAAGAGAAAGAGCAGGAGGAAGUUGAUUUGCCGGUGAGUGAUAGUAAUGGAGUGGGGGUGGGGGCCGAUGAGGAGAAGAAAGUGGGUGAGGAGAGGAUGAGUGAGGAGGCGGACGCCCUGGCCACUCUGGCGUCGGCUGCGUUGAGUUGCGACCAGGCGACUACAAAUGGCACCAAGCAGCAGCGCGACGUUGGCAAGGAGGCGGCAGCGUCAUCAUCCUGGUGCGACGUCAGCAUCAUCAAGGGCACCAACGCCACGGUCACCAAGUUCUUCGAGGCCGGCUCUGUGGCCGACCCCGAGCACCUGGAGCUGACCCUUAACGACAUGCCCGACUACCUAAACUGCGUGAAGGUGAAUUUGGAGCCGGGAACUGCCUACAAGUUCCGAGUGGCCGCGAUCAACACGUGCGGGCGCGGGCCGUGGAGCGAGGUGUCCGCCUUCAAGACCUGUCUGCCUGGCUUCCCCGGAGCGCCGUCCGCUAUUAAAAUAUCGAAAUCAACCGACGGCGCGCACUUGUCGUGGGAGCCACCCCCAACAACCUCUGGAAAGAUCAUGGAGUACUCGGUGUGUCUGGCGGUGCGUAGCGCCACCACCCACUCCCAGGGCGACACCAAGACAGUUGCCAGCACCCCCACUCAGCUGGCAUUUGUCCGCGUCUACUGCGGUGCUCAGAACCAGGCUGUCGUACCCAAUUCGUCGCUGGCUGCGGCCCACAUUGACAUCACCACCAAGCCGGCCAUUAUCUUUCGCAUCGCCGCCAAGAACGACAAGGGCUACGGCCCCGCCACUCAGGUCAGGUGGCUGCAGGAUGUCAUCGCUUCGCCCAGUGCUGUCAAGCGGGGUGACCCCUCUUCCACUCCCCCCACCACUAAGAAAUACAAAACUGAUGACAACUGAACAUUCAUUCUUUAAUAUAUUCACUAUUACUAUUUCUAGCGUAGCUGAUUCAAGUUUGAAAUGUCUGAGACUCGGCGGAAUCAUAUUUGAAGUUUGUACGGUACCAUCUCCAGAAUAUAUGAUUACAAUUUGUCGGAAACUAGAUGGAAUUAUAAUUAUUGUAAGCUUCUAAGUUAAUAAAUACUUUAGUACGGACUAUAUUGACUAGUUGAUAGUUGACAUUUCUGAUAUCUGUCUGAAACUUGGUGGAAUACUAUUUCAAGUUUGUACCAUCUCUAGCAUAGCUGAUUCCAAUUUGUAUGAAUCUUGAUGGAAUUAUAUUAUUUUAAGCUUCAAACUGGAUAAAUACUUUUGUACGGACUAUAUUGACUAGUUGAUUAGUUGGCAUUUCUUUUUAGAACCUGGACCAGUAGAGAUUUGUUAUUAUAGAAUGUUAGUUGACAAGGACGAUAAUGAUUUGAUCGAAAAAUAUAUAGUUUCUUAAGUACAAUAGUCAGUUAAUGGUAAAAUUGUAGGUUUUUAGCGUUAUUAGUAGUAUUUUUGUAGCCUUCAUAAUGACUUAGACCAUACUAUGACAAGUUAAAAAUGCAGUAUAUUAUUUUCAUUAUAAUAUUUUACUAGAUUACGGUAAUACUAUUUGAUAGCGACAACAUCCAGCAAAAUGUGUGUUAUUUGUGAGUUUUCCCAAAUACAGUGACACAGAAUAACGGGAAAUUUUUGAAAACGCCAUAAAACAUUAGUGGGAAGGGCAAAAAUGAUUUUAUUCAAACUAAUGUAAAGUUCAAGACUUUCCAUUUGAGAAUUAUUAAUAAUAUCUAUCACUUUUUGACAAUUAUUACUUCCUUAAGAUGGCUUCCUCCUGAACGAAUACACUCUUGAAAUCUUUGUUGACGAUUCCUCAUUGAUCGCUGCAACAUCUGCGUUUCCUGGUCCCAUGAUCUGUCUACCUGCGAUUUUCUGUUUGUGGAGCUAUCUCAAAUCAAACGUUUUUACAACUUGACCAAUAACUGUGGUUGAAUCAUAACAGACAAUUCAAAAUGAAAUUAACAAUAUCCCAGCUGAAAUGUUGCAACAAUCGUUCAGGAAUCUCAACACAGGUUUCAAGAGUGUGUAUUCGUGCAGGAGGAAGCCAUCUUGAAGAAGUAAUUGUUAAAAAGUGAUAGAUGUUAUUAACAAUUCUCAAAUGGCAAGUCUUGAAUUUUACAUUAGUUUGCAUAAAAUCAUUUUUGCCCUCCUUACUAAUGUUUUAUGGCGUUUUUAAAAGUUCCCUUUAUUCUGUAUCACCAUUCUGUAUUUACAAAAUUAUUCAAACAAGAAAAUACUUGCUUUCAGACAUUUUUCUCAGAUUGUGUAAUAUUGCAAUGAUUUGUGAUUGUAGCCUAUUUCUCAAGAAAUUAGUCCAUCUAAUUUUCUAUUCUAUGCAGGUUUAAUAUGAAGUUUAUACUGUAGAUUUAUUGUCCUGAUAAAAGAUUACAUUUUUCAAUUAAU